CAAUCUUUCCUUUCUACUUGUUUCUCUUCAUGGUAUCAGAGCCUUGUGGCUUGUGACAAUAAUUCUGCGCACUACCAACCAGCGACGAAGGUAUGACGACUCCAGCAAAUGCGAAUGACCAAAUGACACCGACAAAGCCCUGCAUUUUUUUUGGGUUGAAAGAAUACUGACGGAAAAUCAAUGACCCUUCCUCUCCGUAUUACCUUUCAAGCUCCGAUAUACCAGGAGUUAACAUAUGCGGACUUGUGCUGAAGGGGGAAGUGACCUAUCGGGAAUGGUCGAGGGCAAUGAGAAAUGCAUUCUGCGCUAAAGAAAAGUGGGUUUUCUUGACGGAUCAAUCCUGCUUCCGGAAGGUGCUGAAGAUAAGGAGGACUGGCUGACCGUGAACUCAAUGUUGGUCGGGUGGUUGAUGACGGCCAUGGAUCCUUCGGUUCGUGGGACAAUUGCUUAUGUGGAUUCAGUGUAUGAGAUGUGGGAAGAUCUGAAAACCAGGUUCGAGGUGCCCGAUGCGAUGCGUUUUCACGAGCUUAAGGAGGCACUUCAAGCAUGUAAGCAAGGAUAUCGGAACAUACCGCAUUGCAAGUGUUGGCGUUGCUCGUGUGAAUUGGAGAAACAAUUCCGCGAGGCAGUAGAAAAAGAGAAGGUGCAUGAUUUUCUUCUGGGUCUCAAUAGUGCCACUUAUGGUACUUUGAGGUCAAACAUACUGAGUAUGAGCAAACUUUCAAAACUGAGCAAAGUCGGCCGAGAAGAAGCCAACUCGGAUUGUGGUCCUGAGUCCAAGGAACCCGAGUGCCCUCGUCGGCCGUGCCCUCGUCGGCCGUGCCCUCGUCGGCCGUGCCCUCGUCGGCCGCGCCCUCGUCGGCCACGAAGACCUCCCAGAAUCGGAUUCUAUACUUGCUCAUUUGUACAGCCCAUUAGAGGCUUUGUAUCCGGCCCAGUAGCGG
Cuscuta europaea is the source of this 944-nucleotide messenger RNA. NCBI's taxonomy places the organism in Eukaryota, Viridiplantae, Streptophyta, Magnoliopsida, Solanales, Convolvulaceae. The record is from the annotation of a GenBank genome assembly.